This is a messenger RNA of Paramecium pentaurelia, 655 nucleotides long. Lineage: Eukaryota; Ciliophora; Oligohymenophorea; Peniculida; Parameciidae. The record is from the annotation of a GenBank genome assembly.
AAUGUCUUCUAAAAUUACAACCCCAGAGGCAAAUAAUCUUGAUAAUUAGAUAUAACAUUUAUACUAAUGCAAGCCUCUUCCUGAAUAAGAUGUCAAACUAUUAUGUGAAAAGGUUUAAUUUUUUAAUAAUUUAUAUUUUCUUUUAUAGGCAAAAGAAGUUUUAAUUGAAGAAUCAAAUGUAUAACCUGUCAGAGCUCCAGUGAUCAUAUGUGGUGACAUUCAUGGUCAAUUCCAUGAUCUGAUGGAAUUAUUCAAAAUAGGUGGUAAAGCACCAGUAAUGAAUCAUUUUCAAUUAAGGAUACAAAUUAUUUAUUCAUGGGUGAUUAUGUAGAUAGAGGACAUCAUUCAGUUGAAUGUGUUACUUUAUUAGUCUUAUUGAAAGUAUUAUACAUAUAAUAAUAAUUAGAUUCGUCAUAGAGAUAGAAUUACAAUCUUAAGAGGAAAUCAUGAAUCAAGAUAAAUAACAUAAGUUUAUGGUUUCUAUGAUGAAUGUUCAAGAAAGUAUGGUAAUAGUAAUGUAUGGAANCAAUUUUGUAAAUUAAAUUUACAAAUGCAUUAAAUACUUUUUAUUUUAUACAAAAAUAUAAAUAUUUACACAAUGUUAUUGUAAUCUUAUAAGUUUUCGAAUCAACAGGAAACAAAAUAACUAACAUGA